AUGAAUCCAUCCGAGAAGCGGCGGGGCGGCGGCGGCGGCGGCGGCGGCGGCGGCGGACGAACGUCAUCAUCGCAACCCCACACCACCACCACCACCACCAAACAAAGCAACGCCAGCACGGCUACCAGCAGCAAAAGGCGAGACAGCAUCAGGGCCAACAAGGAUCGGGAUCAGCAGAAUAAAGAGGGGGAAGCAGCAGGCAGGCUUCCCACCCUGCCGCCCCGCGCCGCCGUCAGCAGCGCCACCCCCGAAGAUCAGUCUGGCCCUCCCGACGGCGGCGUAACCCUCCCGGCCGAAAGGGAGGACGCCCUCGGCACCAGCAGCAACCACACGCGAUCCAGGGAUUCCCAGAAGCAGCAGCAGAGGGACCGAUCCCGUGGCGGCGGCAGCCGAACGCGACCCACCCCUAGGCAGAAACCGUCAUCGUCCCCCUCCUCCUCGUCCAACGAUGACAAGCAGCAGCAGCAGCAGCAGCAGGGCGACAUGGACAAGAUAGCCGAGCUGAAGCGGGAGAUGGCAGCCAUGGAGCGCGAUUUCAACCAGCGGCUCGACAGGCUGAGCCAGAGCGAGAGCGAGACGGCGGCGUUCUGGCAGGCUAAGCACAGCGCGCUCCACCAGCAGUUCCUCCGGGCGGACACGGAGGUACGGCUACUCCGGUCGGAGGUCGAGACACGCGCGGCCGAGCGGGACGAGCUGCGGCGCGGGUGGGACGUGCUGCGGCGGCAGCUGCAGGAGCGCGACGACGAGGCGCGGCGCCUCCGGUCCCAGGUGCGCGGGCUCAAGGAGUUCGUCAGCACGAGCACCAGGACGCACGGGCAGGCCACGGACGAGGACGUGGUGCGCGGCAUGGCCAGGCUGGCCAACGGGCUGCAGAACUGGGUCAUCACCAACUUCCGCAGGGCGAGGCUGUCCACCAAGACGGCGGGGAACGACGUCGACGACGCCGAGCUGCUCGACCUGGCACCCACACUGUUCCUACAGGAGCGGGGGGCCGGCGGCCAGGCGCCGUCAAAGGUGCACCUGCUGCAGUCGGUGGCGUCGAGGAUACUGGUGGACAUGGUGUUCAACGCGUACUACGUCGGACUGUCGGAUGACCAGACGGCUCAGUUCAACGACAUGGAGAAGCUGCUACUAUCCUUUGGUACGUGGCCUCGGUCACUCUGCACCCUUUUCCUUCCCCUCACUUUCUUUCCAUCUUUAUUUCCACCGUCUUCUCUUGACAGCUCGACGACGUGCAUGUAUGCUAACCUACGGGUUAUGGAAAACCUCCAUCAUAAAAAAGCUGGCGACCAAGAACCCGUCAACCAGUGGCGGUCGUCAACCUUGGCCCUGAUCCGCCGCGAGGCACCACAGCGUCUGUCAGACGAGACGGCGGCUUUUGCAGAGAAGGUCGCGUCGCGCAUAAACCGCAUCAUGGACUCCAUCACCACUGCCAACAGCAGCAGCAGCAGCAGUAUCACGACCGCGACCACCACGACGAGCCCAGAGACUCCGCGCGACUCUAGCCUACGCGCGCUGGUCAGCACUGCCAUCGACCUGGCCCGUCUACUGGCGGUGCAGAAGGCCGUGCUGCGCGUGUACUUCCCGCCUGUGCUCCCUCACCAGCGCAUCCCCUUCGACACGGACACGAUGGAGGACAUUGGCGGCGGGGGUGAGGAGGACGAGGCCGACGAUGCCCUGGUCGGGAGAGAGGUUCGCUGCGUGGCGUUCCCGGGCAUCAUCAAGUAUGGCGACGAGACUGGUGGGCAUCUACACUUUCGCAAUGUGAUUUGCAAGGCUAGAGUGUUAUGUAAAUCCGAUGAUUGA
This is a messenger RNA of Geosmithia morbida, 1806 nucleotides long. RefSeq lists its product as uncharacterized. The transcript has a single exon. Bases 1 to 1806 code for a protein of 601 amino acids. Lineage: Eukaryota; Fungi; Ascomycota; Sordariomycetes; Hypocreales; Bionectriaceae. The record is from RefSeq and is a predicted model, not a curated record.